UGAUAAGUGUUCUACGCAAAUUAAAUUUUGCGGCAAUUCCUGUGCGGCCUAACCGUUUUUGAAUGUCGUCUAAAGUGACUUAACCGAGUAAACAAGUACAUAAACAAGUAAGUAGUAGGAAGCACGGGUGUUAUACGACAAAGAUGGUAUGCGUUUGGUAAAAAAAAGCACAACACGCGCGGAGGACAUCAUGGGAGAAGAAUCGGAUUUCAUUUGCGAUUCUGUGAACCUGUUGACGGAAGGAUGUCGCUUGUCGGUGAGAAUGCACAGCAGCGACGAUUGGCCGCUCGCCGAAAUAAUAAGUAUCAAAGACGUGGGAAACAUGCGAUUCUAUUACGUCCAUUACAUUGAUUAUAAUAAAAGAUUAGACGAAUGGGUGACCGAAGAACGACUGGACACUCGCAAAGUGCAGUAUCCCAGAAAAGAUGGACAAACCACCGGUACAGCCGGAAACGCUGGAGGAGGCGGAGGUACAGGCGCUAGUACGCCAAAUCGUAAAACGGAAAAUAUUUCCAUUUUAUCGCAAAGCAGACCGGCAUCGCCUCUGAGCGUACCCCCUGUGCCUACACAGAACGAUCCUACAGUGCUAACAGCCGCUUUGCAAAAGAAAAUUGCUAGAAAAAGGAAAUUAGUCGAUACAGAAGAAUCCCAAGAAGUAGCCACAGCUACACCACGUCAAACGGGUUCCAUGGUUAUGCAACACGACGAUGUCGUUACAAGAAUGAAAAAUGUAGAGAUGAUCGAACUUGGUUUGCACAGAAUAAGUCCGUGGUACUUUUCACCCUAUCCACAGGAAAUGGUUAACUUAAAUUGUAUUUACAUCUGUGAAUUUUGUCUCAAGUACAAGAAAAGCAGAACCUCUCUUUACCGACACAGCAUAAAAUGUAAUCUAAGAAAUCCGCCUGGAACGGAGAUAUACAGAAAAGAGUCAAUAUCGUUUUUCGAAAUUGACGGUCGCAAGAAUAAAUCGUACUCGCAAAACUUAUGCUUGUUGGCCAAGUUGUUUUUGGACCAUAAAACGCUGUACUACGACACCGACCCGUUUUUAUUCUACGUCAUGACAGAGUACGACCUAAAGGGUUACCACAUAGUCGGCUACUUUUCUAAAGAGAAAGAAUCCACCGAAGACUAUAACGUUGCGUGUAUUCUCACAUUACCUCCGUACCAGCGUAAAGGCUACGGCAAACUGUUGAUCGAAUUCAGUUACGAGUUAUCGAAAUUUGAAGGAAAAACCGGCACACCCGAGAAACCGUUAUCGGACUUGGGAUUGUUGUCGUAUCGCAGUUACUGGAGUCAAACGAUAUUGGACAUACUGUUGACUGUUAAACCGACACCGGACAACGAAAAACCCCAGAUAACUAUCAACGAAAUUUGUGAACUGACCAGUAUUAAAAAAGAAGAUGUCGUGUCCACGUUGCAAAUCCUCAACCUGAUCAACUACUAUAAGGGACAAUACAUAAUAUCCAUCAAUAAAGAUAUAAUAACUACUCACAUAGAUUCGUUUCAAAAAAGGAAAGUCCGAAUCGAACCGAAAUGUUUGCAUUGGACACCUAAAGAUUGGUCUAAACGUGCCAAGUGGUAAAAAAUAAUAUAAUAUAUGUAUAGUCAUUUUUUUUAGUGACUGUAAACUGCUUUUUUUAUUGUGUAUAUAUAUAUAUUCUCAUAUUUUAUGUUUGGUACACGUGUGACAACUUAAUGUUAAAAUUAAAUUUGUAUAAUAAUAUAUAUAUUAGAAAAAAAAAUUUGAAUACACUUAAUUUAUUAUUAAAACAAAAAAAAAAACAUUAU
Molecule: messenger RNA, 1788 nt
Organism: Adelges cooleyi (spruce gall adelgid)
Lineage: Eukaryota; Metazoa; Arthropoda; Insecta; Hemiptera; Adelgidae
Gene: Tip60
Product: histone acetyltransferase Tip60
Exons: 9
Coding region: 149-1582 (477 amino acids)
Biological process (GO): regulation of DNA-templated transcription
Molecular function (GO): histone acetyltransferase activity
Source: RefSeq, a predicted model, not a curated record